CGUGGUUUCCGCAAACAUCCGGGUUUCAGAAAAGUGGAAACAAAAAUUGCAACAAUGUUUUGACGCACAGCUGCGGCUUGUUUUUGACGCACGUCUUGCCGAACUUCUCCAUGCUGCUGAAACAUGAAGAUGGAGGUCGGCAGCUUGGUCUCACGCACAGAAGACAUCUCCGCGCUGUUCUCUGCGCAAACACCGAGCGCCAAACAUGAAGAUCUGAACGGCCGCUUCUCCGCCGUGAGGAAAGUGCGCGGAGACGGGAACUGCUUCUACAGAGCCUUCUGCUUCGCGCACCUGGAGUCGGUCCUGCACAAUGCCAGAGCUCUGCAGAGGUUCAAGGACAAGAUCAUCCACAGCGGAGAAGUUCUGGCUUCUGCGGGCUUUGAUGAGAAUUCCUUCAGGCACCACCUGACCACAGUCGUAAACGUGGUGGAGCGAUGCCAGGCCGAGGAGCAGGAGGACACGCUGCACCGGCUCCUCAACGAACCCGUGACCUCGGACGGCGUGGUGCAGUAUCUCAGGCUGCUCACGUCGGCGCACCUGCAGAACCACGCCGACUUCUUCUGCAACUUCGUGGAGGCGCCUGAUCUGCAGGUCUACUGUCGCCAAGAAGUGGAGGCCAUGGCGAUGGAGUGCGACCACGUGGACAUCCUGGCCCUGACACAGGCCCUGGACAUUUGCAUCCACAUCGUGUCCAUGGAGGGCGACGAGCAGCAGCUGGCCCACCACAUCAUUCCAGAGGGCGCCGAGCCGUCCCUGCAUCUCCUCUACCAGACGUCCCACUACAACAUCCUCUACCCGCGACCUCGGCUCUGACCAGCGGUGCAGCUCGACUCGGCUCAUCUCAGGAUAUUUGAAUAAACGGCGACGGGGCUCUGAGACACUUAUGAAAAGAGAUUUUUAUAAAAUCUUGCAGGUUACAGCAACUCGACAAAUACAAUAUUCGCACAAUGUGCAUUAAGUAUUAAAAGGAGUUUAGAUUUUUUUUCUUUUUUCAUGAA
This is a messenger RNA of Stegastes partitus (bicolor damselfish), 998 nucleotides long. RefSeq names its product ubiquitin thioesterase OTUB2. Gene Ontology annotation, cellular component: nucleus. The transcript is spliced from 6 exons. Lineage: Eukaryota; Metazoa; Chordata; Actinopteri; Pomacentridae. Gene Ontology annotation, molecular function: ubiquitin binding; cysteine-type deubiquitinase activity. The record is from RefSeq and is a predicted model, not a curated record. The coding region runs from base 124 to 813 and encodes 229 amino acids. Gene Ontology annotation, biological process: protein K48-linked deubiquitination; negative regulation of double-strand break repair.